Messenger RNA from Rhizoctonia solani, 1731 nucleotides. RefSeq lists its product as uncharacterized. Bases 1 to 1731 code for a protein of 576 amino acids. The record is from RefSeq and is a predicted model, not a curated record. Lineage: Eukaryota; Fungi; Basidiomycota; Agaricomycetes; Cantharellales; Ceratobasidiaceae. The transcript has a single exon.
AUGAAAUUCCAUCAUAAAUUAUUUUCUUGGGCCAACAAUACGAAGCCAUCUUCACAGCCCUACUCUAAAGUUCUUAAAAAGGAUGGAGUUACUACCGCGACAAGAAGCGACGUGGCACACGAAUGGUUCCAUACUGUCAGAGCCUUGAUUCUACAUUGCGUCUUAUCGGUGUUCAUCACGCUCUAUAUGGUCUGUUAUAUCAGCGGCAACUACUUCAAUACUCAAGGACAUGCCGUACUCGUGCAAAAUGCUGAAGGAUUUCAACUUCCAUUUACCCUCACCCAAUCGGACGCUGUUACAAUCCUUUCAAGCUUGAUCGUCAUUCAAAAGUGGGCACUUACAGCCUGGGUAGCCCCGCUCUGUUGGCGGAUUGCUGUUCUCCUUAUGGAAAGGCACGGCCUUCGUCGUCGAGAUCUUAAAGCAUUGAUUGGAUAUCGCCUCCUCACACCGCAUACAUUCUUGAAGAACGUCCCCACAUUUAUCAUAGGCACUCUUCUCUUGGCUGGCCUGGUUGCCAAUUUGGUUUCUCCUGUCCUGACGGGUUCUAUAUCCUGGACUCAGAGUCGUGUUUACCUAACCAACUCAAACAUCAGUUCGAUCGAACUUAUCGACGCCGGAAAAAAUGAAUCAAUUCCAAGUUGGUAUUUCGACGAGGACGAGAAGCUAACCCGGGAUGGGAUGGCUCAGAAGGCUGUCGGUCUGGCUUCCCUCACAUGGAGGCGUGGUUCCCCGACGGAUGACUACAGGAGGAUCUCAAACUCCGUAGAGUUAUUGAAGGAGCAUGACACUGUUGAGAGAGUCAUUCUCCCUUAUUUUAAAGUCCACUCCAUAGAUUGGAUUACCGACAAGAAAGACGUUCCGGGCCACGUGUACCGCAAGGACGGAAAAAUAGAUUUUGACGAACCUUUCCACAGUGGUCCUUGCAGUGUUCACCUUUAUUAUGUUGGAACAGUAGCGCUAUUGAACAACCCAAAUCAUCCUACCGACUGGUCAAAUGAUCCAAUGGAGCCCCAGCAAAUUAAAGAUAAGCGAUUGUUGAUUUUUUGGUUCGGUCAGGGCGCGAUCAACGUCACAGGGGGUCUUCCUCACAACGUAUACGUCGACACCUACAUAGAUUCAAAAACUCAGAUUAGCCAUCAUUACGCCUAUGCUUGGGUCAAAUUUACUGCAGGAGCUGGAAAGUGCACAGAAUAUCGAUGCACAAUGGGAUCACCCCCAGUUAUAAGGCACGCAGACCCAAAGAAAAUUCGAUCCGAGAAACAUCUGUUCACUUUCCAGGCAUUACAUAUGGCACCUGCCGUUGCAACCAUCCUAGUCUCACAGAACUCUACGGUCCCUUCUUCGUGGACCGAUCCCAAAAAAUACAUAACGGCGGUUCUCAAACGCUCGUACUCAGCAGCAUGGAACAUCAUCAUGGAGGAGAUAGGUCAAUCAACUGUUAAGUCAAAUUAUCGCACUUUUCGACGCAGCUUGGUGGCUAGUGUCGAUACAUCGCGGGUGUACUCAUGGUUAGGGAUUCAAUUGUCAAUCACGUUUCUCAGCAUCGUUUUCCUCAUCCUCCAAUCACGUCUGUCGGCGAUCCCUCUGGUCGGCGACGCCUCGCUCACUGCUUUUUAUUUGGAUACGACAAGCCUUCCGGAGAGUGAUUGUGUACACUCACUAAUAGAUGGGGCCUUGGUAGUUCAUGAGGAAGGUGACCGGUUGAGGAUAAAGGUCGAUGAGGAACUAUAA